Molecule: messenger RNA, 382 nt
Organism: Amoebophrya sp. A120
Lineage: Eukaryota; Dinophyceae; Syndiniales; Amoebophryaceae
Source: the annotation of a GenBank genome assembly
CGGGGCAGUCCCGCCCCGCCGGUAGGGACGUUCUCGUAGAUGUUACUCACGUUUGCUGGCUGGCGCUCGGACGCUUUUGGAUUUGUGUCACGAAGACCUCUGUAGGCGCCGGGGCGGUUUGUGCCCAGGGCAGCUACGUUUCGAGUGAUGCGGGCUUUAAGGCUUUGCUGUGUUUACUAUGGCGGAAUUGGUGUCUUCGCUAUAUUGCCGGUUCCGGAUGUAGAUGUAGUCGUGAUCUUCUUUUCCGCGGUUUCAUGGAGCUCGCCUUCCGUCCGGGCGAUGGAUUGCUCCGGAGUGGUGGCUCUGGGGCAAGUGGGGCUGGGCUGGCGCUCCUCUCCCCCCAUUCAACCACCUGCGGUGGGGUUCUGGGGGGUCUUGCCUG